Physeter macrocephalus (sperm whale) is the source of this 540-nucleotide messenger RNA. RefSeq names its product chromosome 2 C2orf80 homolog (gene C2H2orf80). The transcript is spliced from 7 exons. Lineage: Eukaryota; Metazoa; Chordata; Mammalia; Artiodactyla; Physeteridae. The record is from RefSeq and is a predicted model, not a curated record. Bases 1 to 540 code for a protein of 179 amino acids.
AUGGAAAGAAGGCUACUAAAGAAGGAAAUGAAAAAACUCCUGGGAGAUUAUAUUGGCAUCAGACUUCGGGAAAAUGAAUUUGACCCAAAAGGAAGAAGGCAACUCACCUUUCUAGAUGAUAUGGCACACUAUGACUUGGCCAUCAAUGUUGCUCUGCAGUGGCUGGAUCACUCAGAAGACUUAACUUGGCUGGAGUGGGAGAAAGUGAAAAUGCCAUUUCGGGGUAGACCCAUAUAUCCAAACCACAGAGAACGAGAAGCAAUGAUUUUAUCGUCUUAUGCUGGAAUCUUAAUGAACAGUAUCCCGAUUGAGGAAGUCUUUAAAAUUUAUGGGGCUGAUUCUUCUACCAAUUCUGUUGCUACCAAGGUUCCCAGAGCUCCACCCUUCCACCUCUCCUUGCACCCUUUUGCCAUGUUAACAGCACCCAAAGCAGCAGAAUAUGCCCGCAAACAGAGUGUCAAGUUAAGAAGGGGAGCAACAAAUCAAAAUGCCACCAGCAGCUCUACAAAGGAAGCAAAUGUCACAGAAUGGAAACCAUAA